AAGAUCAGCACCCUGUCUUCUCAUAUCUCAUCCAACUCUCUGCAUGGUUCAUCUUCAUUGAUUGGAACACCACUUCAGCUUCACAGCAGCAACAGCUCAUCACAAUCUAAACGAGUCCAGCUCUAUGUGGGCAAUCUCACCUGGGUACGAUUAUUCAAACCUUUCCAUUUAUAAAACCAAGUUGUUCAGAGUGUCGUUAUAUAUAUAUAUCUAUUUACACAUAUAUAUAUAUAUAUCUAUUUAAAACUAAUUGUGCUGUAUAUCGAAUGGCUCCCAGAUAGUUCCCGACUGUUAUUUUUAAAUCAAAAUCAAUCAAACCUGUUAAGUCUGUGAUAUCAAACCUAGCCACACUGUUGUUAUGAUGGAGGGGCCGUGAUGUGUGAUAAUACUGUAUGAUGGCAUUCGAUAUUGAAAGAAGGGCAUCAUGAAUGUUGAUGUAUUUAUGUGUCUGUGAGAAGGCAUACCGUUUCAGGGACAUGAACGCCAUGCAUGUUGUACGCUAUGUAUCUGCAAUAUUUUUUUUUUAUUUAUUUUUUUCAAUCAUUUUUUGAUCUACCAUAAGCAGCCCAACAAAACCUAUCAAAAACCCCUAUCAAAUCCUUUGACUGAAGGUUUUGAGCUGUGUUGUAUUACGCUUUCUAAGGACGCGGUCAUCCAUAGAAAUUCCCCAGAAUAAUUCUUGUCAAUCAGUUUUGCGUAACUGAUGUGCCAUUCACCGCCCCAUGUUUUUUUCCCUCCCACUAUCGUCAUCACUGCAAACUCUAUUUGAGUCGAAUGAAUUGUUAGUUUGGGGUGGGAUAUCGUUUGAUAUGACAAUCGCAGCCACGUACAACUACUGGCGUCCGCAUGUGCAGGAACAUCUUUGAUGAUGACAAGAAAGAAACUGCACUGACAUACAUUCACUACAAAUUGCGCGGCUGUGUAAAGGUGCCCGAUCACAAUAUCAUUUAUUUGACCAAUACAAUUAUGUGGACUACAGAUGCUGACGUGGAGAAUGCUAUCAGCGGGAUUGGCGUCCAAGACCUGGUGGAGGUGCGAUUUCAUGAGAAUCGAGCCAACGGGCAGUCGAAGGGCUUCUGCGUCAUCACCGUCGGUUCCGAGAUCAGCGCCCGUCAAUGCAUGGACAAACUACCCAAAAAGGAGCUUCACGGACAGACGCCCAUCGUUACCUUUACUUCCAAACAAGCACUCAAUCAGUUUGAAGCGCAAUCAAAGAGCCGACCAUCAAGACAAUCAAGUCCUCCACGCAGUACCGGCUCGGCACCGUCUGGCGUUCCAUCGUUAACGGUCGGAUUGUUAGGUCCUCCGCCAAUGAACGGACCUCCUCCAAGGAUGAUGAUGGGUCCGUCAGCCUCAUCGUCUGGGCCACCACCCUUAACAAGCCUCUCCUUACCCCCGCCACCGUCGGUGCGUGGUCCGCCAACCCCUGCAGGCAUUCCCGUGCCACCACCGACCCAUCACUUGCUUCCACAUCCUGUCAUGUCACCCACGGUGGUACCGAGAGGUCCUCCACCUGGAAUGGGAAUGCGUGGACCACCGCCCGGAAUGGAUAUGAACCCUCAUCGCAUUCCGCCACCUGGUAAUGGUCGGCCGGAAUGGGCUAACAUAGUCCAACAGCCAGCCCCUCAUGUCAAUCCGGCCUUCUUCCCUCCACCCGUUGCGGCACCUCCACCGGGCUUUCCUCCACCGAUAGGUCAACCCCCUCCGUUUAUAACCGAUACCAGGCCACCGCACACCAAUGAUGCGCCAAGCGUUAGUGAAGCUGAAUUUGAGGAGGUGAUGGCCCGCAACCGAACAGUAUCUUCUUCCGCCAUCGCCCGAGCUGUCGCUGAUGCCUCCACUGGUGAUUAUGCCAGUGCGAUUGAAACGCUGGUAACGGCCAUUUCGCUGAUCAAACAGUCAAAGGUUGCGCACGAUGAACGUUGCAAGAUCCUAGUGUCUUCGUUGCAGGAUACGCUGCACGGUAUUGAGGCAAAGAGCUACGGUUCACGAAGAGAUCGGUCGAGGUCAAGAGAUCGCGAAAGGAGAAGAAGGCGUUCACGCAGUCGGGACCGUGAGAGGCCCAGUGAACGAGACCGAGAUAGAGACCGCGAGAGAGACAGAGAUAGGGAUCGUGAGCGCGAGCGUGAACGAGACUACGUUGAGCGUCCAAGGGAGAGAGAACGUGAUCGCGAUCGCUCUCGUAGUCAUGAGCGAGACUACCGUGAAACGCGGAACCCGCGAAAUUACGAAGAGCGAUAUUCGUCUCAUGAUGAAACUAGGAGAGAGUAUGGCGGAGGUAGUCGCGGCGGAGGAUCAGAUCGUGACAAGGACCGAGAAAGGGACGGUGGUGGUGGUGGUGGAAGUAUGCGGGGAGGACGAGGCGGUGAUCCGGGGAUGGAUCGGGAGCGUGAACUGCGGUCUCGAGAUGACCGAGAAUCGCGCAGCAUGAGACACUAAUAGACAAGAAUCAUAUGAUAAGAAGAAAAGUAAAAAGUUGACUCUUAAAUAUCCGUCAUUAUUCAUAAUAUUUCUUUUUUUUUUCCCGCGCUUGUGUCGCGACUUGGUAGCAUUUAAACACACGUAUGAACCACGUUUUUUUUAUUUCGUUUAAACAUUGCUUCGGUGUGUCAACCUCUCCUCCCAAGUCCCUAAAACUUUCUCGAAACAAUAAACAUUUUCAAUUUCA
Molecule: messenger RNA, 2668 nt
Organism: Daphnia magna
Lineage: Eukaryota; Metazoa; Arthropoda; Branchiopoda; Diplostraca; Daphniidae
Gene: Cpsf6
Product: cleavage and polyadenylation specificity factor subunit 6
Exons: 5
Coding region: 847-2439 (530 amino acids)
Biological process (GO): mRNA alternative polyadenylation
Cellular component (GO): mRNA cleavage and polyadenylation specificity factor complex
Molecular function (GO): mRNA binding
Source: RefSeq, a predicted model, not a curated record